Molecule: messenger RNA, 2017 nt
Organism: Xyrichtys novacula (pearly razorfish)
Lineage: Eukaryota; Metazoa; Chordata; Actinopteri; Labriformes; Labridae
Source: the annotation of a GenBank genome assembly
UGAAGUCAAACCUUUCCAUUCGGCUUGCUCUUUUAAAACUAAAAUUAAAAAUUUUAAAUGCCUCUUAUUUAUCUAAGGGGUUUCGAAACGAGCUCUUGCAGUCAAUCUGUGCUGAGGAUGACUUAAGCAGAAAUCUUUUAAAGAGCAACAGUGUGCUGAGAGCCUAAAUGGACAAGAGCUCCACUCUGUUACUACGUGACGGUAAAGUGGCCGCGGCUUUCUCCAUCUCUAUGUUAUCCGUAUGAGUCAACAAAGAGAGCAUCAGAUAAGGCUGGCAGACCAGAGGAGAUGUACAAAACAGCCAUUGAUUUAUAAAAGCCCUAAUCCAAAUGGAUUUGACAUACGCUCAGGUUACUCCAUUCUGGACACAAGGUAAGAAAAAAAACUCACCUUUGAUCAAUCAAAUGCUGCUAGAGCGAUCAAUAAUUUGUUGAUAAGUAUGUGAGCACAAAUGAAUGUAAGGGAUUUUCCAUUAUUGAGCUUUGGAGCACAUGUUAGCAUUGUUGAAUAGCUAUGUUUAAUUUGUCCCUUAGAAAUAUAAUUCAUAAUGAUGCUAUACUGUAUUCUGCUCAAUGAUACACAUUCUUCUAGCUGUACUUACUUAUAAUUUUUCCAAUUGUAUUUAUGUUAUGUCAUUUUUCUUACACUAAGUUUAUUAUUUACUAAUACAGAGCUUAAUUUGCAUUUUGAAUAUACAUGCAAAGCAAUACCCAAAAUGGGCAAAGUCCAUUACUACACAUGUGUACAUGUUUUAGCAGACAGGACUGUCUUACUUGACCAAACAACUCUACAAAAGCAAAUCAUUUCCUAGUAAGCGUGGUGGUGUAACAGUUUUUUACUCUGUUAUAGACUAUAGAGACUCACAUUUUCUGGUAACUGUUAAAUGGACCACUUUUUGGAAAUUUUCUAUACUGUCUAUAAUUUAAUUAUUAUGCAUUUUGAUAAGGAGUUCAGUAAAAACCUGUUAAUUUACAAUGUUUUGCUUACAGAAAGCUGCCAGAGGAAAUAGUUGGCACGCCGCAGUCUGAGCAUCCGUCUAAAAACUCAAAGGAGCAGAAUGACAUCAGCGGUCCUGAUUUCUAACGUCACUCAGGAGUGGGUGGAGAGUCUACGAAGGUGGCAUCUCGAGUUCUUUUUCAUCCCCACCACAGUUGUCACUCUGGCCACCUUGCUGGCCAACCCUGUGCUCCUGAUGUGUAUUUGUCUGACCCGCGCCCUGCGUCGGGAGACACGUUAUCUGCUGGUGGCCAACACCCUGACAGCUGACAUGCUUUUCCUCGUCCUGAACCUUUCCACGGUUAUCUGUAAUGCAGCGAGGGCCCAGAUCCCCUGGCUGCUCUGCGAGGUCAUCACAGCUGUCUCUAUCACCGCCUACUGCUGUGCCAUCCUCACAGUCACACUCAUGGUGGUGGACACCUAUGCUGCAGUUCGCUGGCCUCUCCAUUACCAUGAUAUUUUGCCACCUUCACGCACCCACCGCAUAUUGGUGGGGUUAUGGGUGGUGGCAGCCAUUUACCCUUUCACUCUUGUGAUCUUGAUGGAGGUUAAGAGAGGAAGUCCCCAUGGCAACGUGGCUUUGUGUCUGGCCGUCAUCUCACUCGGCUUUAACCAAGUUGAAGGCACAAUGGGGAUCCACAUCUACUUCUUUGUCGCAGCUCUCGUCUGCACCUUACUCAUUUUUUACUGUUACAUCCGGCUCUACAUGGUCACAAGGACUCAGGGAAUCUGGCAAAACCGUUUCUCCAGGGCCCGGGUCACGCUCUUGGCUCACGGGCUUCUGCUCUUGCUCUACUUCGCCCCUGGCUUUGUUUUCACCAUGGAGCUCUUUCUCUUCCACAGGAGAGAUAUAAGUCAAGAUGUUCGUGUUUGGAUCAGCACAGUCAAUAUGUGUGUUUUUAUGCUGCUUCCAAGGGCAUUUGCCCCGUACCUGUACGGACUCAGGUACAGAGAGAUCUCUGACACUCUAAUGCAGCUGCUGCACCAGCACAGGAGACUCAGCCAGGUCACGGUUUCAUAA